Helianthus annuus (common sunflower) is the source of this 873-nucleotide messenger RNA. RefSeq lists its product as uncharacterized. NCBI's taxonomy places the organism in Eukaryota, Viridiplantae, Streptophyta, Magnoliopsida, Asterales, Asteraceae. The record is from RefSeq and is a predicted model, not a curated record. The transcript has a single exon. Bases 1 to 873 code for a protein of 290 amino acids. Gene Ontology annotation, molecular function: catalytic activity.
AUGAAUUUUGGAUCUAUAAAUAUAAAAGGAGCAGGAGGGGCUGGAAAAGCCAUGGGAAUUAGAGGUAUGGUGAUGAAGUAUAACUUGUCUUUUUUGGAUAUACAAGAGACUCAAUUUAGGGAUUUGCCAUUGAAUAAAAUCAGAAGAUUCUGGGACAACACAGGUUUUGAGUAUUCGAAAAUGGAUGCGGAUGGUAGGUCCGGGGGACUACUAUCGAUGUGGAAUCCAUGUGUUUUUAAUAAAGAUUUAGAAGAAAAGAAUCAGAAUUACAUUAUAGUUAAAGGCCGUAUCACUAGGGAAGAUGUGGAUUUGGUAAUUGUGAAUAUCUAUGGUUCAACACUAAAAGCAAAUAGAAGAAGGAUGUGGGAAGAAUUGUUAGCUGCAAAGAAUUCCAUAUCAGGCCAUUGGAUUUUGUUGGGAGAUUUCAAUGAGGUUAGAUUUCUAGAGGAUAGAUUUAACUCAGUAUUUGACGAUGCAGCCAUGUGUUUUAAUAUCUUUAUUAGUAAAGGGGGUUUCCAGGAAUACAAUAUGGGCGGGAUGAAAUACACGUUUCUAUCCGGUGACGGCACUAAUCUCAGCAAAAUAGACCGGGUGUUGGUAUGUGACAAUUUCAUGGGUAAAUGGACGAAUGCAUCUCUAUUAGCCCUUAAUAGAGAGAUAUCUUAUCAUAGCCCGUUGAUACUAACCACUGUUAACAACAGUUUCGGGCCGUCUCCCUUCAGACUGUUUAACAGCUGGUUCUCACUAUCUGGUUUUGAUGAGGCAGUAAAAAGAGGUUUGAGCAAAAAUUGUGAUUCAAGAUUCAUGGACGAAGUGGUGGCAGUCAAAUUAAAGGCGAUUAAAGACGAAUUGAAGCAAUGGCAAAAAAAAUAG